UCCUGAGGGAACAAAGGUUACAGUCGUAACCCAAAACAUAUUUGCAGUCUAAAGUCUAUUGGACAGUUUAAACAAUUACACAAGUUAUCUUUAAAACUUUAAAAGAGAACCUUAAUUCAGUUGAUUCAGCACAUCGCUAGAAACCGAGAGCACAACAAUGAUUAUUUUUAUAACGGUUUUAAUGCUCAAUGUGUGGGCUAUAUCGGCAGAUGAGGUACUUUCACCAAACAUAAACAUCAUUGAAGAACUGGGGAAAAUAAAGAACAUGGAAACAAUAAUGAAAUCUCUGGAGACUGAAAUGGAGCGACUAAGAACAGAAAACAAAGAACUGACUGCCACUGUAACAGAGCAGAAAGAAAACAUCAGAGAACUGAGGAAUGAGAUGAAGAAGAAAAAUGAAGAAAUUUCAAAUCUUACUCUGAGUCAAGUGGAGUUGAGAAAGGAAAAUAGAGGCAGAGAAAUAGCUUUUUCAGCUUCACUGGUGGAAUCUGGCGAUGAAUAUAUUGGUCCUUUUACCACUCACUUCACACUAACCUACAAGAACGUCUUCACAAACAUAGGGAAGGCCUACAACCCAUUUACAGGUAUUUUCACAGCCCCACUGAAAGGAGCGUACAUGUUCAGAGUCUCUAUAUAUGGUGUUGCCGGAACUGCAGCAACUGUAUCCAUUAUUAAGAAUGGAGAGAUUGUGGUUUCAGCAUAUGAUGAACAGCCUCAGGGUGCAUUAAACUCCUCAAAUGGAGUUGUGUUGAUCCUGGAGGUUGGAGAUGUUGUCUAUGUUAGACUUAAGGCUGGCAGGAGGAUAUAUGAUAACGAGAAUAACCACAGCACUUUCAGUGGUUUCCUACUGUUUCCCUUAAAAUAACAGGAGAUUUGAAGAAUGUGAUUCUAGUCAUUCUGAACCUUCAGCGUAUGAUUUAAGAUGAAAAUCAUGAAGAAUCAUUAACAUAUAAACCUGUAUUAAUGAGGACUUUAAAUAGAUUACUGUAUAAAGUCAGUAUAAUACACUAUAUUCAUAAGUUCUGAUCUGUCUAUACAUGUAAGUUUGUAUAAAGAGUUUCAGCACUGAAACAGACAGGACCCAUGAAUAUCACAUGUGACUCAAAAGUGUUUUGUUAAAGUAGUAAAUCUAGAAAGUUAAAUAAUCCCUUUUUAUGAGUAUCUUGUUACUGAUCCUUGAUCUGUAUCUCUUCAUCCUACAGAAAUAAAUAAGAGAAUAAAGAGA
Messenger RNA from Megalobrama amblycephala (Wuchang bream), 1225 nucleotides. Its product is annotated as complement C1q-like protein 2. Bases 158 to 865 code for a protein of 235 amino acids. Lineage: Eukaryota; Metazoa; Chordata; Actinopteri; Cypriniformes; Xenocyprididae. The record is from RefSeq and is a predicted model, not a curated record. Gene Ontology annotation, molecular function: protein binding. The transcript is spliced from 5 exons.